UUCAAGCAGACGAAAAAUUCCUCAGUUUACAGAAGAGUGAUAAACAUUGCAACAAAAUUAAAACAGAUAUUCAUGUUUCUUAGUUUCAUUCACACAAGACAUGUUCACUGACGAAGAUUUGGAACCCGUUGAGUUUCAGUCAUGCUGGAAAAAAGAAAGAUAUACAGAUGAAGUUGGUGUACAGACCAAAGAUUUAGAUGUCGAAGAUGCUGGAGUUCAGUCAAAAAAUUAUGAAGAUGAAGGGACACAGACUGAUAAUAGUAGAGGUAAUUAUUUUCAACUUGCUGAAACCGAUGAAGGUAGAUUAGAGAAGUUUUUAAAGAAAGUUGAACCAAGACUCUGUAAGAUAUUGGAGAGAAAUCUGAAAAGUGUGGCUUUUGAUGAUUAUGUAAUAAGGACAUACGAAGAUGAUUUAGCAGUGACUUGUACCCAUACAUUAUGUCAUGAUGAAUUAAAAGAUGAGCUUCAAAUUACUGGAGUGUCAUGGAAUUCUACAGGUUCUGUAUUGGCAGCUACAUAUGGUAGAUUUGAUCAUGAAGAUUGGUGUACUCAUAAAGCUGCACUAUGUACAUGGAGCUUAGAUAGAAGAGAUAUCAACCCUAAUAAACCAAAUGUUGUGAUCGAUUCACCAAGCUGUAUUAUGUGUCUUGAAUUUCAUCCUACAAAUCCUGCUUGGGUAGUCGGUGGAAACUUUAGUGGUGAGGUUUUGGUUUGGGAUUUAAAUAAAGAAGAUGAUUUAUUGAUAUCGACAUCAGGUAUUGGAGAUGAUGCACAUCGUGAACCUGUGGCUAAAGUUCAAUGGAUUUUAGAUCCUAAUUCUAAAGGAAGAAGUUAUAAUAUAAUAAGUGUUGGGGGAGAUGGUAAAGUAUUGAUAUGGACUAUGAGUAAAAAGAAACCAAAAUUAAAACUUGUUGAAGGGUUUGUACUGAUGACACAGAGUUUACCAAGAAAUAUGAAAGUACGUGGGGUAAGAGGUGAUAAAGAGAUAGGAGCAACAUGUAUAUCGUUCAACUCCGAAGAUAAAGAUACAUUUAUAGUAGGAUCAGAGAGUGGUUGUAUCUUUAAAUGUAAUCUUCAUGCACAGGGAAAUCCUGCUGGUAGUCAUAUUGUAUCAUCGGUUCCACUUCGAUCACCAGUAACCUUCACCUUUAACCCUCAUCAUGGACCUGUCCAUUCUGUAGAUUAUUCUCCAUUUCAUCGUAAUGCCUUCCUGACAUCUGGUAUGGAUCAGUGUAUUCGGAUAUACAAUGUCUUACAGGAUCAGCCAACAAUAACUGUUGAACCUGGGGAAGGAUAUUUAUAUUCUGCUAAAUGGUCUCCUGUUCGUCCUACAUUACUAGCUGCUGCUACAGAGAAAGGGAAUUUAUUACUGUAUGAUCUCAAGUCUGAUCAGUUGGUACCAAUACAUAAAAUAGAAGCUAGUGUAGAUAAUAAACCAGUCUAUACAUUACAGUUUAAUUUAACCAGGAGAAAUCUAUUAGCAACAGGAGAUGGUUCUGGUUAUAUUCGUGUAUUUAAAUUAGGUGAUGAUUUAUCGAGUCUAGCACCUCGUGAUGUUGAACAUCUUUCUCAUGUUAUAAAUACUACAGAUUAAAAUCCACUCAAGGCUUAAUUUCUCUGAUGGAAUUUUAAAAAUAACCAAAAACAUUCAAAUAGAUCUUAAAUUAAAUCCACUGAUCAUCAUUUGCAUUUUCAGACAAUAUGUAAUGUUUCAUGACUCAAAUAAUCCACGCUAAAAUGUAUUCAAAUGGAUUAAUUAGUAAGGAAACAAAAUUAAAAUAUCAAUUGUAAAUAAUCUCUCAGCUUCGCUUCAAUAGGAGUAAAAAGAGGCCUAUUGGAAGAGAUUGGCAAAGAUUAUAGGUGGCGCUGGCUUGUUUUGACCAUGUCCCCUUCAUAUUGUCUGCAGAGGAUGCUGAAUCUUGACAAUAUUUAAAGGACAAUAUUGGUGUCAGUCAUUAUUACAUAUGUGAUAGAACUGGUUAAAUACAUUCCAAAUAAAAUAUAAUUUUAACACAGAGAUCAUUGCUACGGGAGAUAUAACAACUUUUCAUCUUCAACGGAAUUAUCAGCGAAAUGAAAUUCGAUCGUUUGUCUGUUACUGCUCGUUACUUCAGUCAGUUAUAUAGAAGGACAACUCAUGUUUGACGUCACUUCCCGUUUCUUCACGUGCUUGUUAGACAUCUCCUGUAGCAAUGAUCUCUGUGUUAAAAUUAUAUUUGGGAUGUAUUUAACAAGCUCUAUCACAUAUUUUAUAAUGACUUACACCAAUAUUGUCCUUUAAAUUCCAUAUAUCUUUGUAAAUACUGAACGAACUUGAGUCUUUUUUUGAACUGCAUUUUCACAAUAUUGUAGAUUGCAAGGGAUAAAAAAAUUCCUCAAAUGACAAUCAGAGACUUUAAAAUAACAAUUUUCAGAAUAGCAGCUCACUAUAUGGUAACCAUUGAAAAUAGGAUCUGAUUUGCAAUUACAAAAAGUUUUAAGACACGAAUAUUCUAAAUUUUCUCAUAUCGAAUGUAAUUGCAAGACACUAAAAUUCAUUAUUAAAAAAGAGCUGAGACAUUACUCCCCAUAAGUAGAAACGUCGACAAAUCUUCAAAGAAAGGAAACCUAUUUAGUUGUACCAUUGUAUGUAAUUUGUGCUGUAAUCAUACAAAUUUACUGUGAUAUUUAUUUUACAAGGUAGAUGAGAAUCUCUUCAUGUUGAAUAAUUAUUAUUUAUUUUUUUACUGAAUAUAACUGACGACAAAUGAUAUACAUUUAUUGUUGUAAUGUGAGUAGCAAUACUGUACUUUACACAAAUUGUUUAUCAUAAAUCGUAGUAUGAUGUAAAUGAUAGACAUUUAUGGUGUAAUGUCAACAGACAUUUAUGGUUUGACUUUAGCCAAAAUGCUGCAUUUUACACAAAUUGUAUAUCUGUCCUUAAAUAAUCUAUUAUACAAUGUAAAUAAUAUUAAGCUUAUCAUUAUUUGUUUUACAUCAACUGUCUAUAUUAUAUUGAAGUAACAAAUUAGAUGUAUCUUAAAAAUUUAAUAGAAACAACAUUGUUUAAAAUGAUAACAGGUACUUUAUUAUUAAUUUAAAUACAGAUAUCUUUUCUCCGUCCUUAUUAAUUACUGGUAAUGUACAUUUAUAUUCCAUAUGAAAUAAAAUUAUUUAUUCAUUGUA
Patella vulgata (common limpet) is the source of this 3165-nucleotide messenger RNA. RefSeq names its product cytoplasmic dynein 2 intermediate chain 2. Gene Ontology annotation, biological process: intraciliary transport. The record is from RefSeq and is a predicted model, not a curated record. NCBI's taxonomy places the organism in Eukaryota, Metazoa, Mollusca, Gastropoda, Patellidae. The transcript has 11 exons. Gene Ontology annotation, molecular function: dynein heavy chain binding; dynein light chain binding. Gene Ontology annotation, cellular component: cytoplasmic dynein complex; ciliary plasm. The coding region runs from base 101 to 1594 and encodes 497 amino acids.